Seminavis robusta is the source of this 2618-nucleotide messenger RNA. NCBI's taxonomy places the organism in Eukaryota, Bacillariophyta, Bacillariophyceae, Naviculales, Naviculaceae. The record is from the annotation of a GenBank genome assembly.
AUGGCCAACAGAGAAGAGACUCCACAGCUCUCACAGCAGGAGCGGCCUCGUGAUGUUUGCUAUGAUGAAGAAGAGGCGGCUUUGAAAGGUCUCCGUGAGUCAGUCCUCUCAGACUUGGGGAUGGCUUUCUCAGCGGCAACCACAGGAGGGAAUAACUUGCCACAAGGAGCAGGCGACGAAGAAAACGUGGAAGAGACGAGGGAGUCUGUAUUGUCUGAACUUGGUUUUGAUGGUGGUUCCUCAAAGGAAAGCAUAGAAGCUAAGGAAACAAACAAUGAUGAAGCACUUCUUAAGGAUGUCAGAAUGUCUAUACUAUCCUCUCUUGGGAUAGGGGCCCAAUGUACCUCUGAUGAUAAUUCGGUCGCACGAAGUGAAGAUUAUGCGCAAAUCGUCGAAAAGGAAAAGGAAAAGGAACUUGUGGGUAGGCAUAUCCUUGGAAUUGGCACAACUGUACCAGCAAACAACGUCAACAGCACCAGUGGCGACACACUUGUCGACGAUGAGAGUACCAGAGCUCCCCUACCUCCUGUUGAAUCACUCCAGCAUUCUGUGUUGGCAAGAGCUCUGGCUAAACCUGGUGCCGUUUCCGUACCUGGGACUUAUUAUCAAGGUUGUAGUGGUGCACUUCAGGCCAACCAACAAGAAACGCUUCAGGCCAAUCAACAAGAAAACGAAACUGAAACUGAAGAAGAUUACUCAUCACAGGCACAGACUGAUCACCAUCGGAGAGGAACAGAGGGCCUAGUGGUGGCUAAUGUGGUCAUGGAUGCAAGUGGACCGACUCUUCAUCAAGCAGAAGAAGUGACCCCUGAAGAAUUGCAAAGGAACAAGAGGCAUUCCUCAGUUGCAUGGCCGUUGACUUUGUUGCUGGCUGCUGGGUUUGUGGGAAUCGCUGUGUUAGUGGUGGUUCUGGUUCUUGUACUCCGUAAAGACAGUGAUGAAGGUGGCUAUAGCAACGACCGUAGCAAUGAGUCCACCUCUUUUCCUAAAAACGAGACUUCCUCACCAAUCCCAAUGACAGCAGGGGAACGUGUAAUGUCUCUACUGCCUAACUUUACCGUAUCGGAACUACAUUAUGGGCAGUCUCCACAGAAGAGAGCAUUCAAGUGGAUCAUUGAGGAUCCGCUCUUUGACAAUUACACUGAUCACCGCAUCCUUCAGCGCUAUGCCCUUGCUACAUUCUACUAUGCAACAGGAGGGGGGACCAAGAGUUACUGGUACAAUGAGGAUCAUUGGCUCUCAUAUGACCAUCAUGAAUGUGAUUGGUGGAGCAGAAAUACAAAACUUGUCCAUUUCUAUACAGUUGACAUGAUUGGUACGAAUGGUAGUCAAGAACCAGAUUUUGAUCCGUGUGAGGAAAGUGGUGAACCAUUCAACAGCACUUCUCCUCACCAAAUGGAGGAAGGUGGUAACUAUCGACAUCUUUGGUUGGGCACAAACCAGCUUGGAGGAACCCUUCCAGAUGAGCUCUCCCUGCUUUCGACCCUCAAGAGUGCGGCUCUCCUCAAAAAUGAAAUCCAAGGAUCAAUUCCAUCCCGUCUGUCCAAGCUCACAGAAUUAGAGGCUCUAUUCUUGGACAGCAACGAACUAUCUGGGUCUCUUCCAACAGAGCUUGGCACGCUCCCCACGAUUAGGCACAUCUGGACGUUGGCCAACUUUCAAUUGGGUGGCACCAUCCCAACAGAGAUUGCUCAGCUGUCAACUUUGAAAGAGUUAUUGAUAGACAGUAGCAACCUGACUGGACAGAUCCCUUCGGAGCUGGGCUUGAUGUCAAACCUGGAGUUUUUUUGGGCAUGGAGCAACCCAUUGACAGGUACUCUGCCCACAGAGCUUGGCCUCAUGACAUCCAUGCGACGGUUUGGGCUGUGGAACUGCACCUUGUCCGGGAGCAUCCCCACAGAAAUGGGAAUGAUGGAGUCCAUGGACGAGUUGGCUUUUGAUGAUAACCCAAAAAUGGUGGGCACCAUUCCUUCGGAGCUUGGGAUGCUGUCCAAACUGACAACCCUCCAUUUUGGCGGAACGUCACUCACAGGAACAAUCCCUACAGAGAUUACACAGUUGCCAUUGGGCUCAUUGUUUCUACACAAUUCAGGCCUUUCUGGCUCUCUUCCAUCAGAGUUGGGCUUGCUCUCUGGUUUGUGGAGACUUUGGUUGUUCAAUAGUAGCUUCACGGGGACACUUGCUACAGAGUUUGGAUCUUGGCAAUCAUUGGAGUACAUGAGAUUGCAAAACAACCAGUUUUCGGGUCAAAUCCCAAGUGAAAUCGGAAGGUUUGAGAACCUGACUGAGUUGCUGUUGCAUGACAAUUUCUUUACAGGCACAGUGCCCAAAGAGUUGGGGCUGCUGCAAAAGUUGACCACUUUGUCCGUCAGCAACAAUAGCCUUACCGGCAGCAUUGACCCUGCUUUGUGUGAGUUGGGCUCCUGGCUGACGGAAGGGGCGACAGGAAUCCAGGUUGAUUGUGACUUGGUGGACUGCAGUUGUGGUGUUUGUGUUUGUGAUUGAUUUGCUGAGUUCUUUCCAGGCAGUGGCAGAGAAGGGACUCUACUCUGACCAAAUUUACAUACUAAUAUAAUAUGCUUCACGUGGAUGAAUGUAUACUGUAGGAUGCAUUGGCA